AACACUUACAAUAUAAAAAUCAUCGUAAUUGUAUAAGACAUUUGUUAUUGAAUUUCAUCAAUUUAUUAAAAAAUACUCAAAAUAUUAUAGAACCUGAUCAGGCAUAUUGACUCUUAUCUCUAGCGGCGACAACGUGAGUUAGAAAACUUUCCAAAAUAAAUAAAUGUGAUAUUCAUAAAUUAAAAGCCCAUAUGGUGUAAUUAUAUUUUUAAUAUUAAUUUUUAUAUUUAUAUAACAAUUAACAAAAAUUUAUUCAAUCAUUAUGCCGCCAAAAGUACGAAUCUCUUUGCAAGUUAUUUCCAAAUUAAAAAGCUUACGAUACCCAAUCACUGGAAGACUCUUUGGUGUUAUGUAUGACAAUUAUUUGACAAUUUUAAGUUUUGUACUCAAUCCAAAACCGCAACCAAAUCAAAAUCAAAAUAUAAAUGAGGAAGGAGAAGAUUCAGAAAGAUGUAAAGAAAAAAAUAAUGCAAUUAUGCCAGCUGAUCUUCAACUAAAUAUGCCCGCAGAAAUUGAUCUUUGUGGAGUGUUAUUUGUUGAAGAAUCUGAAGAAAAGAUUCCUGAUGCUUUCACGGAUAUUGAUGUCACAGAUAAUCCGUUAUUAAUCAAGUAUUCACGUAAUAACGGAAUCUCAGCCUUUUAUUACAUCCAUGAACAAUUAAAAUGUGCUGGAAAACUGGAAUUUAUUGACACAGAAUUAUUUGAAGAUAAAUUUUCUUAUAUUAGAUUGAAAACAGUCAUACCAAUAAUUACCGAAAAAUCUGAUUUUACUGAGAUAUUUCAGUCAACGAGAAAAAAUAUCGCUUCAGGUGCAGUAGGAUUCUAUUUUCCACAAAGUAAUACAUUCCUCAUGGAUAAUGACAGUGAUUCAAGAGAACUUUCAAUGUUGAAAUCUUUAAAUAAUUCUACUAAAUAUUCUGGCUUUAUCAAUGUGAUUGAUGUCAACAUGUUUAUGAGAAUAACAAAUGAAAAUAAUCCAGAAGAUGUACAAAAAUAUGCUCCAGUUGUUCAACAUAUCAAGUUACCAUUUGAAAGUUACCAUUUCAAUCUUAAUAUUGACACACUUUCUUUAAUUGGUCAUAACAUUACUGCUACUCAAGUUUACUCAAUUCUUGUGGAAUCUGUCUGCCGAUCUCUUCGACUUAUUGAAAGAUCUAUUAUGGAGCAAAUAAAUGAAAACAAAAAUGUACUACGAGUUCCUGAAGUUCUCCAUUUUAAAUUACCAUCUUUUGAUCAUUUAUUUACAAUAGCUUAUUCUGAUAUUUCUUCUGAAAAAACAAAAGACUACAGAAAAAAUUUACAUAAUGUCUUUGCAUUGGAUCUGAGUCGACCAUAUUUCAGGAAAGGAAAUGCAGUAAGAUUUUCAAGUGAUUUUAAAUCAAAUGAACCUCUUAUUGAACCACAUAUAGCAAUUAAAUCACACUUAGGAACUAAUUCUAGUCUGGUUAGUGGGCUUUACUCUUACUAUCAUUAUGAGCAAGACAAUUUUAAUGAUAGUGGUUGGGGCUGUGCAUAUCGAUCAUUACAAACGAUAUUUUCAUGGUUCAAGCUUCAAGGGUAUACUGAUAAACCUAUACCUUCUCAUCGUGAUAUUCAAAAAUGUUUAGUCGAUAUUGGCGAUAAAGCGCCCAAAUUCAUCGGGUCUAAUCAGUGGAUUGGAUCAACAGAAGUUGGAUUUGUUUUAGAAAUACUUUUAAAUAUUUCAGUUAAAGUAUUAUGUGCUUCCAAUGGUAAAGAUAUGCCCAAUUUAAUUGAUGAUCUUAGAGAACACUUUGAUAAUCAAGGAACUCCAGUUAUGAUUGGUGGUGGUGUGUUGGCUCAUACAAUUUUAGGUGUAAGCUACGAUGAAGAAAAUAAACAGCCUUAUUGGUUAAUAUUAGAUCCUCAUUACGAAGGAUCAGAUAAUUUAAAUGAAGUUAUAACGAAAGGAAUGUGUGCAUGGAAAGGUAAAGAAUUUUGGAGGAAAGAUGCGUUUUAUAAUAUGUGUUUGCCUCAAAGACCAUAUUGUUAUUAGAAAAGUUAUUUUAUAAUUAUUGGUAUUACUACAAUUACUAUUACCGAUUGUAUAACGAGGUACAAGUAAGUCUGCAUUAGAUAAAUUAGUAAUAAAUUAGAAGUAAUUAAUAUUAAAAGAAAAAUAUGAAUUCAAUUAUCUUUACAAGUUUAAAUCAAAGAUUUUUUAAUGCAAACUUAAUUAAAAAUAACAUUUCUAUUAUUUUUACAUUAAAUGUUUACA
Molecule: messenger RNA, 2236 nt
Organism: Chelonus insularis
Lineage: Eukaryota; Metazoa; Arthropoda; Insecta; Hymenoptera; Braconidae
Gene: Ufsp2
Product: ufm1-specific protease 2-like
Exons: 8
Coding region: 263-2014 (583 amino acids)
Source: RefSeq, a predicted model, not a curated record